This is a messenger RNA of Lymnaea stagnalis (great pond snail), 5447 nucleotides long. Lineage: Eukaryota; Metazoa; Mollusca; Gastropoda; Lymnaeidae. The record is from the annotation of a GenBank genome assembly.
AUUUCGAGCCUUCGUUAAAGUUUGCAGAGCUGAAUGAAAAUGUAAUCUCAGGUAAUUUUCUUUGUACUUGAAUUAAUUAUAUUUUUUAAAACUCCUUUAAUAUACGAAUGACGAAAGGGAAGGUACGCUUUAACUUUUAAAUGCAUUUACGCGACGUUGCACUUGUUAUCGGUUCAUUUUGUUUGGAAAGACGUGAGAGUGAGAGUGAGACACUUGCAUUAAGUUGCAUUUUCAUUUCAUUUGCCAUUUGCAUUAGAGUCUAGUUGUAUUUCAGUAUUUCAGCAGAUUUCUUAAAUUUAGUUUCAACUAAUACUGUAUUUCAAGCUCAUCACACUUAACUUAUUCUCAAGUCUUAGGCCUACUCUCCUUAGGCUUAGGCUCUGGUCUUUGUGAUUAGGGCCCUCAUAUGAAUAUGUAAGUGUAAGGCUAAGUCAUUGGCCUACUUUUUCCCAUGCCCAUAGCCGUAGUACUACUACUUCUACCACUACUAAUAAUAAAUUCUUCAUAGUCACAGACAGACUCACAUUCACAGCACACACACAUUUGCAUACAUGUCAUACAUCAGGACAAAGGUCUGUAAAAUUGAAGCAGGAGGUCCACAACAGACGUAGUACCCCUGUUAUGUACUACAUUUUUUAUAUGGCCGCCAUCUUUGUUGCAAGACAGCAGACACAUCAAGAAAAGUAGGUCACAACACUGUGGAAAAAAAGAUGAAAAUUUAAGAGCAUGUUUUUAAAAAUUAGCAAUACGUUUGGCGCAAGGCGAAUGUAUCAACUUUACCCUUUAGGUAAAUGGUCACUGAAAAUGCCACUAUUUUUAUCCGUGGCCGCCAUCUUAGUUGACACAUCACUUGAAGUCAUCUAUCCCUAUGCCUAACCUGAAACCUAAAUCGAUCCCUAUGCCUAACCUGAAACCCUAAAUCGAUCCCUCUGCCUAACCUGAACCCUAAAUCGAUCCCUAUGUCUAACCUGAACCCUAAAUCGAUCCCUAAAAUAAUUUAGUAAAAAUAAACAAAGGGAAGUCACUCCCUGGAAAAUAAGUCCAGGCAUCUCGAAUGAUCAUUAGCCCAACUGGUAUUGUAUCACUCUAGAUACAUUGCAAAAAGUUUCAAGCACCUUCAGUCUCCCAAUUUCCUGAUACUGACGUAAUUGUAGCAGGUACAUUAAUUUAUGAGCGAAUGUGCUGUAGCAACUUUAUUGUAUCCCUCUAGAUAUGCAGCAAGAAGUAUCAACGACCUGUUGGUCGAUUCCUUCCCUCGAGUAUCACUAAAUCUUGGCAUUCCACCACGUGUGCUAACUAAAUACUAUGGUGACAAUUGACAAGCGUAAAAAUGAAGAAAAAGAUAAAAUUAAUUGCGAAAAUCCAUUUAUCAAGAUGACCCAACUUCUGCAACAAUCACUCUCGUAUUUUACCUCUCCUUUCAAGUUUAAUUAAAAAUUAUGACGAUGACGCAACAAUCUGUGUAUACUUUUGUAAAAAAAGGCAAUUCACUCGUACAAAGAAAUGUGUCAUGGCCCUCCUGUUCCAAAUUAGCACAGGGGUCCUCAAACUAUUGCCCAUGGGCCAGAUCUGGUCCGCCAGGGGUCCUUAACGUGGCCCACCUCACCGAUACCCAGGUAGCUGUGACAAGUAUGGAGCUCGACUUUGACCAUCUAUUUGUCUAAAAGAAGUCCCAUACUUCCCAUUAAAAUAAUGAUAACUUUAUGUUGAUUAAAAUAAUUUUUAGUUUUUUCCUGUUUUUGCACUAAAAGUAAGAUAUGCACAGCGUGAAUAGGAAUUCUUUAAAAUAUUUUUUUUUUUAAACUGUUGUCAGGAACCCAACAGUGUCUGAGAGAAAGUUAACCGACCUCUAAGUAAAGUGUGAGGACCUUUGUGAUACAUCAUUUAAUCAUUAUGUCUGAAUAAACUGAAUUCAUAAUCUGAAUAAGCUUGAAUAGGCCCUAUUGCUCUAUUGAGCCCUCAUUUAUCCCCAAGAUUUUAAUUUUUUUAAAUUGGGGUAAUUUAACCUGGUUAGCAGAGCCCCUGGCAUAAUAUAUUGCCAUAGGUUUUACAAACUAGUAUAUGCCUGACUACAUAGUAUUUACUAUUAAUUAUUAAUUUAGACUAGACACUACUCAGUGGCUGUAGGUCCAUUCAAGCUACCUGACUAAGCCCUUUUCUUUAUUUAAGUGCAAUAAUUUUCACAUCUAUUUAUUUUGUUUUUAGGUAUGGGAAUAGACCUCAACUCUGUAGUAAAUCCAUCCCUGUGGCGCUACAUCCCAUGUAGGGCUUUGGCCUGCCUCACCACUUCCUUCCACUCAGACCUAACUGAUGCUUUUCUUUUCCAUGCUUGGAUUCGCAGCUGCUGUUGAUCUUUUUCCACAUCAUUCGUCCAUCUAAGCCUAGGUCUGCCUUUAAUCCGUUUACCUCUGGGGUUUUUUUGGUGCACCCUUUUCACACCUCUGCGAUCCGGCAUUCUCUCUAAGUGUCUAGCCCAGCAUAGCCCACCCUUUUUUAUUUCUGCUACUAGCGUGGCAUCCUGAUAUAGACUGUAUAAGUCAUGGUUGGUUCUUAUUCUCCCUCCAUAUUCAUCCUUUGUUGGUCCAUAUAUUUUCUGGCAACUCUGUAGUACUGUGUACUUUAUGCUAUAUUUUAGGCUUUUUCAGUGUCAUUCAAUUAGCCAUUUUAAAGAUCUUUUUUUUAAUAUUUUAAACAUUAUAUAAUAUAAUGACUUUAACCAAAACAACUUUAUGUUAUAUAUAGCAUGCUCCAAUGGUGGAUAUGGUGGCAAUCAUGGUUUGUAAAAUUGUGACAAAAAUUUAAAAAGCUUGAAUUUAAAAAAGGACCCAUUUGAGCCCCGUGAACCCCAAAUCAUUCUUGGGAUCUGCAGAGUCGCGUAGUAUAUUUUUUCUAAGUAUUACCACUAAUCUGUAAUUAUAUGAAGUUUACUGAUUGGAUCAACCGGGGAAAUUCCCAGAAGAUCAAAGGAACAAAGGAUAGAUCCACAAGUAACAUUUUGAUCUAAUUUUUAACUUAUUUUCAGGUAAUUACAAACAUGAGUGCUGGUAGGCCAACCAGUGCCCAUGUUAGUCGCAAGGGAAGGAAAAAAAAUCCUAAAAAAGAAGAUGAAUCGAAUCGCACUUUUAGUUUAGAUGGCAUACCAAGUAUUAUGUACUGGAGUCACAGUGACAGUUAUUGUGGCACUGUUCCCUUCUUGAUGGAUCUUGCAAGGAAUGAACAUGAUACCGGUCAUUCUGACAUGGUAAUGGACACAAGUGAAUCGGACAGAGUUUUCCAGUUUCAGCUUCUUCCAGAUUUAUGCAAACUCAAAAUUUGGGGUUUGCUUAAGUCGUGUGAUCUAGGACGUUGCAUGCUUGUAUGUUUAAACUGGCACAGUGUGCUUCAAAAUCCUCAUUUUUGGAGUGUGAUAAAAUUUAGUGAACUGCCUGGCUCUUGCUUGCCACGUGAUAGAAAUGGGCCGAUUCAUACUGAUCCAGUUUGCCAUCAUUGCUUCCGCAAAAGAGUUCUUGCUUUCACUCAGUUUCUAUCAAAAAUACACCCUGUUGUGAAAGAAUUUCAGUUCUGUCUCGAUAUAAGCCACCCAACAGACCAGUUCAACUUAGCAAUUGAGCAGUUUUUGGCAACAGCAGAACUGAGCUCACUUACUUGUGCUGACAUGAACUGGAAAGAGAGCCCAUCCAGGACACUAUUAAGAAUAACAAAUGAAACUUCCCAAGAUCAGGAAUGGAUAUAUAGAUAUCGCAAACGCCAGCGAAUGUUUUCCCGGAUUUUUGAAACAUUUGUAUGUAUUGCAUCGCAACUAACCACAUUAAUUAUGCCUUUUGACUGGACGGAACAUAAUGUUGAAAAUCUGUGCAAUUUGAAGAAACUGAAAAACUUAGUGCUGGAGAGGUAUGGGAGUUUAAACCAUGUUUUUACUCAAGAAUUACUGAAUCAAUUGAUGAGGAGUCUGGUCAACUUGAAGAAGCUACUACUGGAGGUAAAGAAGAAACUAAGCAUAAAUCUAGUUCGUCAUUUAAAAAAAACUAUAUUUGUCAAUUUAAAAUGCAACUUAAAUUGAAAUUUAUUUUUUUAAUUACUUAUAAAGCAGUUAAUAUUUAUUUUUGAAUGUUAAUUGCCUUGCUAAUUCUCUUUUUAAAUGCAUUUAAACAAAAUUAUUUACUUUAAAAUAAAAAUGCUAUAAAUCAUGUGUUGUCAUUUUUUUCAGGUGUGGAUCCCAAACCAGAUAAUGGGAGUAUACUGCAUUGAGUCGACAUCUUUGUUUUUUUUAGAUGUUUCUCAAUGUCGUGGCUUUUACCUAAAUAGACUGAAUACCCCCAAUCUGUUACAGUUGCGAUUAGCAACGAAUUCUUUGCAGAGGAAUUAUUUCCAGCGACAGUCACCACAAUUGCCUUGCAUGUACACAGUGCUUUCAGCUGGUGCACCUAAGCUGGAGGAGAUAAACGGGCACCAUUUUGGAAUAGAGAGUAGUGAACAUCCAUCUGAGGAAAUGUGCAAUUUACUGGGAACUCUUUGCUGUUGUCUUCAGCAUGCUAGAAUUGGGGGCAUUGAAAUGUAUGGUUUGUAAUUUUUUGUUUUUCUUUAUAAAAGCACUGUAUAGAUCUUUUUAGCAUAUGUUAGAGGAGUACAGUGCUGUAAAUGUGUAAAUUUCUUGAAGUUUUAAUAAAUUUAUGUUACAAAAUGGUUUAAAUAUUAUAGGUAAAAAAAAAAGUUAUAGAGAUCUAUAUUCACCUUAAUUGUGUUGCAAACUUUCCCCCAUAAUUCACUGUGCAUCAAUCUUUAAAUACAUUUACUUUCUUUAUUAAAUCCAUUGCUACAUUAUGGGUUGAAGUCAUCCAUAUUAAUAUUAGGAUUAUUAAUAUCUCAUCGUUAUAUUAGUUUAUCCGGAUUUCAAUAUGUACUUUUGCCAAUAUCCAGUAUUUUGAAUUUUAAAGUAUAUUUACUUUAGUGUUUUAUGAUGCUGAUGACAAAAGCGAUGUCAUGUAAUGUUAUGAGGGUUCUAAGUUGUUAAAUAUUGCUGCAUUAAUUUAGUCUUUCUUUUUGAUGCAUUGUAAUCAUGCAAAUGUCUUUUAUAUAUAGACCAGUGUAUAUAAUAUUAAUAACUGUUGUGCUUUGGUUUUAAGAAAUCAUUAAAAUCUGGUAAACGUUUUAUGGAGAUUUUAAACAUGGAUUAAAAAUGUUUUAAAGAUUAAAAAUGUUAGACCUUGAUGACAAAUUAUUUCUCGAAACCGAAUUUAUAUAGUUAUAAUAGUUACAUUUAAAAAGUUUGACGAAAAAAAGAGAAUUCCUUUUGAGUCAUCAGGUUUAUUUUUUCAAUAAUUUUUAACAGAAAAUAAUAAUAUAUUAAAAAUAUUCCAAAAAAAGUCUCCUAAUCUAUGGACCUUAAUAAUUAUUUUAUAUGACUUAAAAAGAGAGAGAACCACAGAAUAAUUAUUUGUUUGUACCCU